This is a messenger RNA of Prunus armeniaca (apricot), 396 nucleotides long. The record is from the annotation of a GenBank genome assembly. Lineage: Eukaryota; Viridiplantae; Streptophyta; Magnoliopsida; Rosales; Rosaceae.
AUGUCCUUCUUCGGUGUAAUGGAGCAUUUGCCUGUCCAUCUGGCUGAGGAAGCAAUGAUUGUUGGAGCCGUCCAAUUUCGAUGGAUGUAUCUGUUAACACUUAAACGUUAUGUGAGUAAUUAUGCGCGUCCUGAGGCCUCAAUUGCUAAAGGGUACUUGAUGGAAGAAUGCAUGAAUUUUUGCACACUGUACUUAAAUAAAGUGGAAAUGAAACUUAAUAGACCAGCUUGUAGUGAUGAUGGUGGUAGACCAGCUUGUAGUGAUGAUGAUCGUGGUAGUGACUUUGGUCGUUCUAUAACUAAAGGAGUUAAAACACGGCUUGAUGAUGUUACAUGGACACAAGCACAUAGGUAUGUGCUAGUCAACACAGAUACCGUCAUACUAUUUCAGAAGUAA